Colletotrichum costaricense is the source of this 834-nucleotide messenger RNA. RefSeq lists its product as uncharacterized. Lineage: Eukaryota; Fungi; Ascomycota; Sordariomycetes; Glomerellales; Glomerellaceae. The record is from RefSeq and is a predicted model, not a curated record. The transcript has a single exon. The coding region runs from base 1 to 834 and encodes 277 amino acids.
AUGUUUGACCACUUUGCAUUAGGAACCCAGAUCCGCUCAGGUGCGAACGGUUCUAGCGAGGAGCCAUCUCUCUCUCCUAAACAACGCUCACGAGAAUUACCGAACCCGACUAAAGGACUCUUGUCCCCCCCGGCAUCAUCUCCGGCUCUUCUUGAUACACUACCACUUCCACCACAACCCGUGGACAACCUUGCCCGCGAGCUCAGCAAACAGACUCUGAUUCCAGAAUUUCGACAACGAAAUCCGCUGGUGACGUCGGCGAUAGACUCCUCGUCACUGGUCACCGAUUUAUCGAUGGCCGAUCUAGAGGUGGACGACGAUUGCGAUAUGAACUUUGCUACAGACGAUAUCAAGGAGCACCAGCCAGUGGCCGAUUGGAAGCGAGCUCGGCGUCAGCGUUACAGCCGCUUUGUCAACAAUCCAACCAAUGCCCGCGCCAUAGAGGCACGUAUCAAGGACAUGGUCUCGGGAGAGUUGCAGUGCAACGUUCGUCCAUCUGCAGCAAUGUCUUCUUUGCCAGCAGCUGUUCCUGUAUAUCCUCAUCUUCCCAACAUUGAUGCCGACGGCUAUCCCGAGAUCGAUCCAGCCUUGACACAACCCGAAGUGGACGAGGGCUUUUGCGAUCAAGACGAGGAAUAUGCUCUCAUGCAGAAAGCAUUAGCUGCCGACAGAGAAAGGCUGUUAGGAAAGUCGGGGGGCAUGCGGAAUUACGGAUCUUUACGAUUCAGAGGAUCGGCAGAGACGGCGCUCCGUUGCCAGAACGUUGUCAGACAACGACCAAGGAUGCGACGAAGAAAAGGACCGGGACCAACCAUCGAUCCUCGACCAAGCUGA